Cucurbita pepo subsp. pepo (vegetable marrow) is the source of this 1226-nucleotide messenger RNA. NCBI's taxonomy places the organism in Eukaryota, Viridiplantae, Streptophyta, Magnoliopsida, Cucurbitales, Cucurbitaceae. The record is from RefSeq and is a predicted model, not a curated record.
UUAUUGCAGGAUCCUUCAAAACAUGUAUUCCAUCUUGUUACAGAUAAGCUUAAUUUUGGUGCCAUGAACAUGUGGUUCCUGUCAAAUCCUCCUGGAAAAGCCACAAUUCAAGUUGAAAAUGUUGAUGAAUUCAAGUGGUUAAAUUCAUCUUACUGUCCAGUAUUACGUCAACUUGAAUCUGCUGCAAUGAAAGAAUACUAUUUCAAGGCUGGACAUCCGACCACCCUUUCAUCUGGUGCAUCAAAUCUUAAGUACAGAAAUCCAAAGUAUCUUUCUAUGCUUAAUCACCUGAGAUUCUAUCUCCCUCAGGUAUAUCCCAAGUUGGAAAAGAUACUGUUUUUGGAUGAUGACAUUGUUGUUCAGAAGGACUUGUCUGGAUUGUGGGAUGUGGAUCUUAAUGGUAAAGUUAAUGGUGCAGUCGAAACCUGUGGUGAGAGCUUUCACCGUUUUGAUAAAUAUCUUAACUUCUCCAAUCCUCAUAUUGCAAGAAAAUUCGAUCCCAAUGCAUGUGGAUGGGCCUAUGGGAUGAAUAUGUUUGACUUGAAGGAGUGGAAAAAGAGAGACAUUACAGGCAUAUAUCAUAUGUGGCAGAGCUUAAAUGAAGAAAGGUUACUCUGGAAGCUAGGAACAUUACCUCCUGGUCUGAUUACUUUCUACGGACUGACACAUCCACUGGACAAGUCGUGGCAUGUGCUUGGCCUGGGUUACAAUCCAAGCAUUGACCGGUCUGAGAUAGACAAUGCAGCAGUGAUACACUACAAUGGAAACAUGAAACCUUGGCUGGAAUUGGCUAUGACAAAGUAUCGUGGUUAUUGGUCCAAGUAUGUCAAGUACAACCAUCCUUACCUUCGCCAAUGCAAGUUAAAUGAAUGAGAGGCUGGUUUUAACACUUAGAUAUUUUACUAUGCUGUGCUAUUUCUCGCUGAAACACAUUGGUUGGUUCCGACAUUAGAUUGGUGGGGGGCUAGGGAUCUCCUUAACAUGGUUUUACUAUGCCCCUCUUCCCUCUUUCUCUCUUUAUAAUUCAUUCCAUUCAUUCCCAUCUCAUACCCUCUGGUACAAGAUAUGAUAUUCAUUCCCUUUUUAACAUGUAAAUCCAUUAAUUGUAUUUGCUGUGUUAGCCAAGCUUGAUCUGGAUUACUGAGUCCAUACCAAUUCGCUGUAAUUUUGGACAACAGACGAUCUGCUUCUUUAAAUCCAUAUCCAUGGUAUAAAUUAUAGAUUCA